Lolium rigidum is the source of this 981-nucleotide messenger RNA. Its product is annotated as BTB/POZ and MATH domain-containing protein 1-like. The record is from RefSeq and is a predicted model, not a curated record. The transcript is spliced from 2 exons. Gene Ontology annotation, molecular function: protein binding. Bases 115 to 981 code for a protein of 288 amino acids. Gene Ontology annotation, biological process: protein ubiquitination. NCBI's taxonomy places the organism in Eukaryota, Viridiplantae, Streptophyta, Magnoliopsida, Poales, Poaceae.
CAAACAUCCAAGAUCUACUACCAUGGCCGAGGACAAGUCCAAUGACUGCGAGGUCGUCCCUACAAGGGAGACUGGCCAAUUCAAUUUCCGGUGCGGCAUGGAUCAAACCCCACGAUGGACGGCAUCAAGGUCAUACCCAACAUGGUUCUCCUCGACAAGACCGGGUUACCCGCGUCCAUGGGGACAGCGACAACCACCCGCUUCCCAGAUGAUAUGCUAGAAUACAACCUGGACCUAAGCUCGCUGUCCGAGGAUGUCAGGGCGAACUGUGUCGUUGACGACCACUUCCAAGUGAUGUGCUCGGUGGAGGUCAUCAGGGACGGGGCACCGGCGACGGCUCCAUCAACAUCGGAGGAGGAGCUCCCUGAUUUGGGCCAUGAUCUUGCCAUGAUGUCAGACAAGCAACAACUCACCGACGUCUCCUUCGAUGUUGACGGCGAGAGCUUCAGCGCACACCGCCUCGUGCUCGCGACCCGGUCGCCGGUGUUCCGAGCAGAGCUCUAUGGCUCCAUGGCGGAAAGCAGGAUGGCGUCCAUCACCAUCCAGGAAAUGGGGGCCUCCACCUUCAGAUCUAUGCUCCAUUACAUGUACCACGGUUCAUUGCCCGAUGCUGGCAAGGCGGAUGUUUCCUCCACCAUGGCAGAAUACCAGAGUUUGCUUGCAGCGGCAGAUAGGUACGGGGUAGAGCGGCUGAAGAAGAUCUGUGAGGACAAGCUAUGUGGCAACGGUAUAACGGUAGACAAUGUUGUCUCAACGUUGGAGCUGGCAGAGCGCCAUGUCUGCCCCAAACUCAAAGCUAGCUGUCUUGAUUUCCUCUCGGAUGGUGAAAAUUUCAAGAUGGUUGCGACGACCGAUGAGUACUUCCAUUUGAUGCAGACUGCUCCUUCUGUCUUGGUUGAAGUGAGGAAUCGGUUCAAGAUGGCACAUCAAAAGCCGACUGCCACUGAACCUGGUGCGCACAAGAAAAGCCGAAUGUGUUAG